Molecule: messenger RNA, 1320 nt
Organism: Corylus avellana
Lineage: Eukaryota; Viridiplantae; Streptophyta; Magnoliopsida; Fagales; Betulaceae
Product: ribulose bisphosphate carboxylase/oxygenase activase 2, chloroplastic-like
Cellular component (GO): chloroplast stroma; thylakoid
Molecular function (GO): ATP hydrolysis activity; ribulose-1,5-bisphosphate carboxylase/oxygenase activator activity; ATP binding
Source: RefSeq, a predicted model, not a curated record
AUGGCCGCCUCUGUUCCAACUGUAGGGGCUGUUAACAGAGCACCGUUGAAAUCGAAUGGCUCUCGGGCAGGAACUUUGGCUCCAAGCGCGGCAUUUUUGGGCAAAAGCUUUAAGAGGGUGAGCUCCAUUUCCAAGAUCACCCACCAGAGGAUAUCAUCUGGGAAUUUCAGGGCUGUUGCAGAAUACGAUGAGGAGAAGCAGAGCUCCAAGGACAGAUGGGGAGGUCUAGCCUUCGACAUUUCCGACGAUCAGCAGGAUAUUACUCGAGGAAAGGGAAUGGUGGACACUCUCUUCCAAGCUCCCAUGGGUUCCGGGACUCACCAUGCUGUCAUGAGCUCCUACGAUUACGCCAGCGCUGGCCUUCGCCAAUUCAACCUUGAUAACAUCAUGGAUGGAUUUUACAUUGCUCCCGCGUUCAUGGACAAGGUUGUUGUUCACAUCACCAAAAACUUCUUGAGCUUGCCAAACAUUAAGGUUCCUCUCAUCUUGGGUAUCUGGGGAGGCAAAGGACAAGGAAAAUCAUUCCAAUGUGAGCUUGUCUUUGCCAAAAUGGGAAUCAACCCCAUCAUGAUGAGUGCUGGAGAAUUAGAAAGUGGGAACGCUGGGGAACCUGCAAAACUGAUUAGGCAAAGGUACCGAGAAGCAGCAGAUAUCAUCAGGAAAGGAAAAAUGUGCUGCCUAUUCAUCAAUGACCUGGAUGCCGGAGCCGGCCGGCUCGGCGGAACCACACAAUACACGGUGAACAACCAGAUGGUGAAUGCCACCCUCAUGAACAUUGCUGAUAGCCCAACCAAUGUCCAGCUUCCUGGUAUGUAUAACAAGGAGGAGAAUCCCCGGGUUCCCGUCGUCGUCACCGGUAAUGACUUCUCCACAUUGUAUGCCCCUCUCAUCCGGGAUGGUCGGAUGGAAAAGUUCUACUGGGCACCAUCUCGGGAAGACUGCAUUGGUGUCUGCUCUGGUAUCUUCAAGACAGACAGAAUACCCAAAGAGGACAUAGUGAAGCUUGUGGACACCUUCCCUGGACAGUCCAUUGACUUCUUUGGUGCCCUCAGGGCAAGAGUGUAUGAUGAUGAAGUGAGGAAAUGGAUAUCAAGUGUCGGGGUACAAAAUGUUGGGAAAAGGCUUGUGAACUCAAAGGAGGGACCUCCAACCUUCGACCAACCAAAUAUGGCUCUGGAGGAGCUGCUUAGGUAUGGAAACAUGCUUGUCCAAGAGCAGGAGAAUGUAAAGAGAGUCCAAUUGGCUGGCAAGUACUUGAGUGAGGCAGCUCUUGGGGAUGCAAAUGAAGACGCCAUUAAAACUGGAAACUUCUAUGCUUAG